CACAGAACAAUUAUUAAGGGUUUGUACAAAUACAGGAUAUGCCAAAAAUACUCGACUUCCGCAAGUGCCGCUUAUGCUGCCGCUCGCAUUCCCUACGAUACUGUCGUGCUUUCCUGGCGAUGACGCCCGACGAGAGGUACGAGUCUGCAAAGGCACAUCGCUAUUGUAUUAAUUGUCUAGCGACUUCACACACCACCGGAGCAUGCGACUCCCCAGACAGUUGUCGUCCAUGCGGACUAGCACAUCACACGCUGCUUCACCGACCCUCGCGCGAGCUCGCCGAGCGCGCACCGCAUCACAGCCGAAGACAAGUCAGGUUCCAGUUGCCCAAAGAACCACGGAAGAACCAUCAAAAGCGCACCACUGAACCGGAACCGAAGCGCAAGGUAAUGCGAAGCACAUCCAACGAGAGAACUCGACGAAACAUCAAAUCACCGGCCCUCCAGCAACGAAUCCGUGGGUUGGUAGAUAAAGCCCGAAAAACUCUGCAGCAGCUCGAAGACUUGGUCCAGGUCACGUCGCCGCAGGCCCGCCGGCAUGUUGAAGACAUGAGUGUCGAUCUCAUAGAGUUCUGAAAGA
This is a messenger RNA of Ceratitis capitata (Mediterranean fruit fly), 579 nucleotides long. RefSeq lists its product as uncharacterized. The coding region runs from base 39 to 575 and encodes 178 amino acids. NCBI's taxonomy places the organism in Eukaryota, Metazoa, Arthropoda, Insecta, Diptera, Tephritidae. The transcript is spliced from 2 exons. The record is from RefSeq and is a predicted model, not a curated record.